UCACUUGUGUUGAAGAAGCUCCAGUUUAGAGACUUUCAUCAGAGAGAAAAGAGAGACGGAGAGGAACGAUGGUGGAAUCUAGAUGGAAUAAAAUGUUUCUUGUUUUGAUGCUGGUGCUUCAGUUCACAGGAGCUCUAAGCAGACAGCUUUCCCUCGACUACACUGUCAGAGAGGGAGAUGAAGCCACUUUGUCUUGUGAGAAUGUGAUUAAUGAUCAGCGUAACUGUGACAAAACCACCUGGAUCUUCAGUGACUCAAAAGUACAAGGAUCAGUAGAGCUGGUUGAUCUUGGACAAAUUAAGAAUAAGAUCAAAUCAGACAGACUGAGUGUUACAGAGAACUGUUCUCUGCUUAUAAAGAAAGUUACAGUUGAGGAUGUUGGUCGUUACACCUGCAGACAGUUUGACAACAAACCAGGGGGCGAACAAAUAGGUGUUGAUGCUGUGGUUUAUCUGUCUGUUGUUACCUUGACUGAAAAAAAACACACUGAUAUCGUGACUUUCAGCUGCUCUGUGACAACAAGAGAUCGAUGCAGACGCACAGUGAAGUGGCUCUUUAAGGGUCGAAUUGUGGAUAGAGAUUCUCCAUUCCUACAUAUAUCACGUUCUUCCUGCUCUGCUUCUGUGACCAUUCUGACUUAUCAUUUUCAAAAGUUCACACCAUAUCAUCAGUUUUUUCAGUGUAGUGUAUCUAGAGUGACUAACACAGAGCAGCCAUUGACCUUCAACCUUCGUCCAUCAGGUGAGGACACAAAAACAGCAACAACAACCGCAAACAACCUGGAAGUUGGUACAAACACGAGAGGACCUACAAUAGACAACAAUACAACAAAACCACACGAACCUUCAGGCCCUGAUGGGACAAAUUUACCAGUUCUUUUGUGGUUGUACAUCGUUUUGCCGUUGGUUUUAGUCGCACUUUUGAUAAUUGCUGUGAAAGUCAUCAGAUCGAGGAGAGCUAAAGGAAAAAAUACGCAAGGAAAUGACACAGUUGCCCUGACCUCAAACCCUGCAGUGACUCAGCCUGUACCAGAAACCAGUCAGGCCAUGGCUGAUCCUGAGGAUGGAGUUUCCUACGCCUCCAUCAGCUACACCAAGAAAGCCGACAGUAAAGCCAAGAUACGGAGUAAAAAUGACGCUGAUGACGAAGCAGUAACCUACUCCACUGUGAAAGCUUCCUCCAUUGAUUCCAGCGUCCUCUACGCCACCAUCAACCACCCAAACGCAGGUCCUUAGAUCACUGCUUCUGCUCAGAGCUUCUUAUCUGGAAAGGGUGUUGGGUGUUAGCUAUAACAGAAAAGUGUAAAAAGCGGAAGUUAUUGGUGGUUGCCUGAAAUGUAGAACAUAUGAAACCUUUUGCUCGGUGUACUGUGGUAAUGUUGGGUUUUUUUAGGUUACUGUUCAAGGUUUAGUGUACAUCUGCUUUUACCUUUUUUUUUUUUUUUUUUAAUGUAUAUUGACUGUUGUAUAUUGAAGUUUAGUUCCACCUAUCAUUAUUGGAUAUGUAGUACUUUGGCCAUUUAUAUCUUGGCUCAGUUAGUUUUUAAUAACCUGGUGACACAGUAUUUAAGCAAAACUGAAAGUUAGGAAAAUGUGAUGCGACUUAUUUGAACCACAUGGAAGAUCUUGCAAGAAGGAUGUCUUACACAAGAAAUAGAAGUGUGAGAAACAGUCGCUGAUGGUUGUUUUGAGGAAGCGGCUGAUCACUAAAAGUAGAUUGUGCAUUUCUCUUUAAGAUGCAACUGAAAAAAGAGGAAUGACAGACAGAAAUGCAGAAGGUUAAAUUCAGAUGAAUUCAAAUGUCACCAUUUCAAAUGGUGGUAGAUGGCAGUCAGGAUUUUUGGGGAAUACUCACACUGUUAGCCUGAAAAAUGGCCACAAGGAUCUAAUGUGCACAUUGUUCAGCUCAUUUAUUAUGUUGCUGUGAUGCCACCUAUGGGUGAAGCUUCAUAAAGUUUACACACAGUUGGAGUCAGCAACCCAGCAAUUUGAUUUAGAUACCAUCUUAUCAUAUACUGUCGUUAUGUAAAGGGUUAUAUAGGCAAGGGCAAAAACUGUAAACAUAAAAAAGAUAAAAUACAAAAUAUAGUACAGUAAAAUUAAACUAAUUACAUUAAAUAAAUUAAAAACAACACAGAAAAAAAGCACAAACAGAUUUUUACAAAAUACUUCAAAGUGAUUGACUAAAACGGUGGAAAAAACAAAAGAUACGACAAAUAAAAACAUUUAAAAGAAAAGGGGAAAUGGGGAAAAAUAAUCACAAUAACAGAAGUGAUUUUGCAGAUACGUUUAUUAAAAGUACUGGCAGUUUACUCCAGAGUUUACAAAAUAAAAUUGAUUAAUUUUAAGCCAGUGAAAAAAAGAACUGUCUUCAGCUUACUUCUAAAAGUGAUAACAUUUAGACAGAUCCCAUUUCUAGCGGGAGCUGGUUCUAGCAGCAGGCAGAAUAACGAUGAAACUCCAUUUUACCACGUCUGAUCUGAACUCACCGGUCUCUGCAGAUCUGAGAGACCUUUCAGGCUCCAGCAAACAUUUCUCUGAUGUAUUUUGUGGCCAAACCAAUCAGAAACCUAAAGAUAAUAAAUAGGGCCUUCAAUUCAAUUCUAUAUGUAACUGGAAGCCAGUGCAGGGACCUAAGAAAUGAUGUUAAAUGUUCUCCUUUAUUGGUGUUUGUCAGUAUUCUAGCAGCAGUAUUUCUAAUGAACUGCUUAAUGGCCUUAUUUUGGAGGCCAUUAAGGACUCAUAGUCCACUCUACAGAUCAUGACAGCAUGAAGGAGUUUUUCUAAAUCUUGCUUUGACACAAUGUUUUCAUUUUUAAGCUACCAGAAUGAGGAUUUAGUCACAGCUUUGAGGUGGCUGCUGAAAUUGAAAUCCCCAUCACUGAUUACUCUGAGAUUCUUGACCUCGUGUUUAGUGGACUCAAGGUUAACUGUGAGAGCCAGGAAGUGUCAACCAGUCAUUGUGACCUUUGCAGUGCUGAAAGAAGUAUUUCAGUAUUUGAUGUACAUAUUAUGAGCAACAUACUGUAAAGUAUUAAAGUUCUCAAAAUGUUUGGGAAAAUGUGUAUAUGUGUUAUGUUAAUGAUAAUUUAAGUGAUGCAUUAUAAUUAGCCAGCUGCAGUGUCGCUAAUUCUACUUAUGGUUUAUAUUUUUAGUAGUUUGAUUUACUGUAUAACAAUUUUCUGUGCUUUAUAUGCUCUUUAUGUGGUUUACAACCUUUAUCUGCAGUGUCACCGGUAACUGUACGUGAUGUGGUGAAGCAAAAAGUAAAGUGUUUCCAUUUGAAAUGUAGCUACGUGUGAAAAAUACUCACGUUGCUAAAUGUCUUGGACAAUAAAGAGGGGUGAAGAUGUGAUAAACUAUGUACAGUAUCACAUAAUACAGUGACAUAAAAGCAAAAUCAGCAGUGAAUAUUUUUAUUACGAUUAUUAUUAUCUGUCUAAAAGGCUAACUAGCUGACAUGUGAAGCCAGUAGCAUUAUGCUGUAUUAGCUUGAUGUAGCACUAGCUAACCAUGUUAAAGUCUUUGCUACUGUAGGCUAAGCAUCCCUGUCUAUUGGUGAUGUAACAUUGUAUUUAGAUUAGAGAUUUAAAUGUCAAUGAUAAAAAAAAAAAAUCUUAAAAUUAUAGUUUUUUUCAUAGGUCCUUGCAUUCUAAAUUUACUGGCAAUAAUUAAAGCAGGUCAGGGCUCUCUUGAAAAAGAGAUCAUGCAAUCUGAAUGGGACUCACCUGGUCAAAUAAAGGUUAAAUAAUCAUAAAAACAAUUUAAAAAAUAAUUAAUUAAUUCCCCCAAAGUUGUCUUUCUAGCAUUUAUGUUGGUGUUAAAGUCAGAAAACGUCACAGUUUGAAAAAAAUAAGUUAAUCUUUUAUAUAAGCAGCAGGUCUAUAUUAAUCAAAAUGACUAGUUAAGAGGCUUCUUCUCCCCAAUUUAUUUGCUUUACCACCCUCUUGUGUACAUUUUGUAUUAAUAUUCAACAUCUUUAUCUUUAAAGAAAACAGACAUUGUUCUUAAAGUGGGCAUCUUCUCCAGGUUUCGCUUUCUUUCACUGAUAUUUGCUUGUAUUUGCGCAAUACAUGACCUGUAAUUUAUGCUAUUUAAAAAGUCAUACUGAAUUUGUCACAGCUGUGUGAUGGGUGAAAAAAAAAGUUAAAAUGUGUCAAAAUAAAAGUUGUCCUAUUCAUGUUUUUA
Stegastes partitus (bicolor damselfish) is the source of this 4187-nucleotide messenger RNA. RefSeq lists its product as uncharacterized. The record is from RefSeq and is a predicted model, not a curated record. The transcript has 10 exons. The coding region runs from base 69 to 1235 and encodes 388 amino acids. Gene Ontology annotation, molecular function: protein tyrosine kinase binding; MHC class II protein binding. Gene Ontology annotation, cellular component: membrane raft; external side of plasma membrane. NCBI's taxonomy places the organism in Eukaryota, Metazoa, Chordata, Actinopteri, Pomacentridae. Gene Ontology annotation, biological process: interleukin-15-mediated signaling pathway; positive regulation of ERK1 and ERK2 cascade; T cell activation.